ACCCGUACGCUACGUUCCGCCGCACUGACGCUCGUCGUACCUCUGCUCGCACGCUUGCGGGCGGGUGGGGGGCGGGGGGCGGAUGGGCGGACGGGCGGGCGUACGUGGGAACGGGCGGGCGGACGGGUGGUCGGGCGGUUAGGGAGUCGGAGCAACGCUUGAAAGACGCGCAGAUAGAUGUCAGAUUCUCCCGUAGGGAGGUCUGGCAAGGUGAUAGUUUAGGCGGCAGAGUUUUACGCGGGCCAGUCUGUGUUAGAGCUUUGUCGCCAGGGUAGCUCCUUCCGAGCUGCCCAAACUGAGGGCCAGUUUUCCUCACAGGAGGAGGCUGGUGGGGCCUAGGGUGUUAGGUGUUAGGGGUACGACGGUUGGCUCUUUCACAGAACGGGCGUUUUCCGUUCUGCGUUUGGGUCUGCCGCCUUUGGGCGUCUCCCUCUGAGAUGUCGGUUAGGAUUUCUUUUUUUUAUAUGUCCGUGUGUGUAACUGUUGCCUUUUAGCCUGUUGUGUUCCUGAGCAGCAGAAGAGGAGGCUGUGGUGACCCGCCCGAUGCGGAAGGCUUCUGGGCCCUGUCGGCGGGGGCGCACCUCUCUGGCUGACUGGUUGAGGGAGGGCUUCUCGUCUGGCCGGCUGCAAGUUCAGUCCCAGGAUUGAACCCAUGGCUUGCCAGAUGGAGGGCUGCUCCUUUGACCAGGUGGCCGGGGAGGCGCCCCCUCGCUGGGCGGGGUCUGGGGGCCCUCCGUCUUGGGGAGGUCGCUGCAGCAGGAGGAGAUCGGCAAGCCCAUCCAUGGUGAAAAAGCCUUGUCCUACCCGCGCUGAGGUGACCCAUGUGGGCAACGCUACCAUGGACAGAGGCUGUGGCUGAAUGGAUAGCGUGACGGCGCCGCGUUCAGGAGGACGCGAGUUCAAUCCCCGCCCGGUGCCACCAAGCUGGGAUUUUUCAGCCGCUGCCGAGUGGCUUAAAACUACCCACAUGCCGUCCAGAAGACCACCUAUCAACCCGGACUCUAGAUUCUAGGAUUAAAGAUGAGCUCCGGGAGGGCAGCAUGAGCCAAUGCAAGAUGGCGUCACUAUAAACACUCGCCUAAGCCAGAACGGGCUGGGCCAUACCAUCAGGCCCCUCCAAAACAAGCCUACUGGUGCCCAGGGAGAGACUGCCCAGGGAGAGACUGCCCAGGGAGAGACUGCCCAGGGAGAGACUGCCCAGGGAGAGACUGCCCAGGGAGAGACUGCCCAGGGAGAGACUGCCCAGGAAGAGACUGCCCAGGGAGAGACUGCCCAGGGAGAGACUGCCCAGGGAGAGACUGCCCAGGAAGAGACUGCCCAGGAAGAGACUGCCCAGGGAGAGAUUGCCCAGGGAGAGAUUGCCCAGGAAGAGACUGCCCAGGGAGAGACUGCCCGGGGAGAGACUGCCCAGGGAGAGACUGCCCGGGGAGAGACUGCCAAAAGAGAGACUGCCCGGGGAGAGACUGCCAAAAGAGAGACUGCCCAGGGAGAGACUGCCAAAAGAGAGACUGCCCAGGGAGAGACUGCCCAGGGAGAGACUGCCCAGGGAGAGACUGCCCAGGGAGAGACUGCCCAGGGAGAGACUGCCCAGGGAGAGACUGCCCAGGGAGAGACUGCCCAGGGAGAGACUGCAGGUCUCCCUGCCGACUGACCGCCCCCACACCACACCCAUCGCACUGUCGGAAGCUUCAUUCAAGGCCACAGCAUCAGCAAUCACAGUCCGCUCCACCCACCUGGUCUCCAAGCUACUGUCCCUCCCUCGAUCGGUCUCCAAGCUAGUGACCCUUCCUCGAUCGCUCUCCUCAAAUCGUAGGUUCGUGUGCCUGGUGGUGGUUUCUAAGGAGGUCUCUCGGUCUCUAGUCGUAAAGUAAACGUUCCUCUGUCUAUCUGUGGUCUCUGAACCGGUCUCCGUGUGCUGUUAAGAGAGAUAUGAUGGUUUUAAUGAGUGGUUUCUCCAAUCCAAGGUUCGUGUGCCUGGUGGUGGUUUCUAAGGAGGUCUCUCGGUCUCUAGUCGUAAAGUAAACGUUCCUCUGUCUAUCUGUGGUCUCGGAACCAGUCUCCGUGCGCUGUUAAGAGAGAUAUGAUUGCCUUCAUGGAUAAUGUCACAGGCUGGAGAACUACACAACACCGGUCCUCCGCUGAGUGGUUGAUUGCCUGGUCUACCGGACCCUGGAGGAGUGGUAGAUUGCCUGGUCUACCGUGGAUAUGAGUGGUUGAUUGCCUGGUCUACCCCUGGAUGAUGCGGGUGUUCCUAUGCAGGGGAGGACUCACACAUGCGAUAAGGGUAAGGAGUGUUCUGAUAUGGUGCCUCCCCCCUCAACACCAGUCGGACGUGGAGACCCCCCCCUGAGCCUGACGGUGGAGCUGUGGGCCCUGCACCAGACCCCCCCCCCCACACACCACCCACAGCAGGGGCAGGCCGUUAAGACACCCCCCACAGGCUAAGACAGGGAUCGAGGGACUUGAAGAUGCGGGUUUUUGUCCAUCUGCACAAGAAUUGACACAUGGUAUUUAGGAGCAGGAGCGUCGGCGGAGAUCGAGCUGGCGGAAGGUUGGCGGCUGGGUCACGCUCGCCAUGGACAAGGAGUUCUGUGACAUGCGCUCGGCUGAUGUUGUUGACCUCGGCUACAUCAGUCUUACUAAGGUGGUGGAGGUGUGGGACUACAUCUACAUCGACGACGGACUCAAGGAGAUCGCCGAGACAACUACUACUACUAUUACUACUACUAUCCUUUAUACUGCUAUGUGUACUAUUAAAUCCUCUAUACUGUUA
This is a messenger RNA of Eriocheir sinensis (Chinese mitten crab), 2773 nucleotides long. RefSeq names its product ribosome-binding protein 1-like. The transcript is spliced from 6 exons. Lineage: Eukaryota; Metazoa; Arthropoda; Malacostraca; Decapoda; Varunidae. The record is from RefSeq and is a predicted model, not a curated record. Bases 1049 to 1651 code for a protein of 200 amino acids.